AUGUCGUAUAUGCUCCCUCAUUUAAGCAACGGCUGGCAGGUGGAUCAGUCAAUUCUUGCAGAAGAGGAUCGUGUAGUUCUUAUACGGUUUGGACACGAUUGGGAUCCAAGUUGUAUGCGUAUGGAUGAGACACUGUAUAAGAUUGCAAACAAGGUCAAAAACUUUGCCGUUAUUUAUUUGGUUGAUACAACAGAAGUUCCCGAUUUCAACAAGAUGUAUGAGCUUUAUGAUCCUUGCACUGUAAUGUUCUUCUUCCGUAACAAACAUAUCAUGGUUGAUUUAGGAACUGGUAACAAUAACAAAAUCAAUUGGCCUAUUACGGAUGGGCAGGAACUGAUAGAUAUUUUGGAAACGGUUUACAGAGGAGCGAGGAAAGGCCGAGGGCUUGUAGUAUCCCCUAAAGAUUACUCGACCAAAUAUAAAUACUGA
This is a messenger RNA of Enterobius vermicularis (human pinworm), 429 nucleotides long. Lineage: Eukaryota; Metazoa; Nematoda; Chromadorea; Rhabditida; Oxyuridae. The record is from the annotation of a GenBank genome assembly.